This is a messenger RNA of Linum tenue, 735 nucleotides long. NCBI's taxonomy places the organism in Eukaryota, Viridiplantae, Streptophyta, Magnoliopsida, Malpighiales, Linaceae. The record is from the annotation of a GenBank genome assembly.
CGUUGCUACUAGAUUGCUAAACCCUGCGGAAGAAGAACGGAUCGCGGAAAGAGUCCAGAAACUGCAGUUUCCCCUCACCGCCCGAAUUCGUUAUCAUCUGCUACCGCUGCUUCGGCGAUAACCUCUCCCGACGAACUAAGCCGGUUAAGCUGGUUAGGAUGAGAUAGGUGAGCGCGGUAGAUCCGCAUAGCGAAGUGGAUAUCGCCUUAGACUCCGAAUCUAAUGGUCGUGGGUUCAAAUCCCACUGUGAUCGUACUGUUGCUUUUGUCCUUUUUGAUGGCCAGCUUGAAUCCCUUCUUGUUCUGGAUUCUUGUUCCUUGAUCUGAUUGUCAAUUGGCAAACUGAUGUUCGACGACCAAGAUCUUGGAUUUUUCGCCAAUUUUCUUGGCAUCUUCAUCUUUCUCCUGGUGAUUGUGUACCACUAUGUGGUGGCUGACCCGAAAUAUGAGGGUACCAACUGAGAUUAGGUUGUUCUUGUAGCUGUACAAUCUCAGAGAAGCUUUUAGAGAUCAAGCUCAUGCUGCCGAAAGUCUAGCUUCCUCGAAUAUGUCAAGAGGAUAUUGUCCCUAGGAAUUGACUGCAAUACCAGUCGUAUACUUAACCAUAUGACAAUUUUGUUGAGAUCAGUCUAUUGAAGGUGCUGAAUGUAUUGUUGAUGUAUUACUAUUAUUAUUCUCCUGAGAUGUUAAUAAUAGUACAACAGAUGCAACAUAAAAGGAAGUCGUUAUAACAAAA